AUCAUCAUCAUCAUCAUCAUCCAAGGAGAUAAAUUUAUACAAGUUGAAGAUCUUUGAUAGAGUAACAGAUACUGUUUGGAUUUCAGUUUUUUCUUAAAACUAGAAAUGGGAGUCGAGAAUUAUCAUGUGAUAGAGCUUGUCGGGGAAGGAUCUUUUGGUAAAGUAUACAAGGGAAGAAGGAAAUUCACUGGCCAGACGGUUGCUAUGAAAUUUAUACUUAAGCACGGCAAAAGCGAAAAGGACAUUCAUAAUCUGAGACAAGAAAUUGAGAUCUUGAGAAAGUUAAAGCAUGAAAACAUCAUUCAGAUGCUAGAUUCCUUUGAAAGCCCGCAGGAGUUUUGUGUUGUCACUGAAUUCGCUCAAGGUGAGUUAUUUGAGAUUCUCGAGGAUGAUAAAUGCCUUCCUGAAGAAGAAGUUCAGAGAAUUACGAAGCAGUUGGUCAGAGCAUUGCACUACUUACAUUCCAACCGAAUUAUUCAUCGUGACAUGAAGCCACAAAACAUCCUGAUUUGUGCUGGGGGUGUUGUUAAGCUUUGUGAUUUUGGGUUUGCACGGGCAAUGUCCACAAAUACAGUUGUUUUACGGUCAAUAAAAGGUACUCCCUUGUACAUGGCUCCAGAAUUGGUUCGGGAACAACCCUACAACCAUACUGUUGAUCUGUGGUCCCUUGGGGUCAUUUUGUAUGAACUAUUUGUCGGCCAACCUCCAUUUUACACAAAUUCAGUAUACGCACUUAUUCGACACAUCAUCAAGGAUCCAGUGAAAUACCCAGACAACAUGAGUUCAAAUUUCAGAAGCUUCCUCAGGGGUUUGCUUAAUAAGGAUCCUCAUAACAGGCUGACAUGGCCCCAUCUGCUUCAGCAUUCAUUUGUUGCAGAAACUUUUGAAGAUGUUGAGGCUAAGGAACUUCGUGCCAACACAGCUGCUGAUAGAGUAGGUGAUGCUGCCUGGAAAGGGGAAAGACAUGUAGAAGCAACUGAUCUGACGUCCGCAAGUCCGGAAGCUAAAAGCCAAUCUCCCACAACUACGAAUGAAAGUAGCAAAGCUCCUGGUUAUCAGACUGAUUCCAAAUGCAAUGAUCAACACUCGGCUAUUGUCUGUUCUUCACCACAAAUAGAGUCUCAAAGGGUUGCACAAAAUAAUAAUGUACAGUCAGGUUGCGAACUAUUGGACAGAUUGGAAAAUAACUCUCGCACUGUUAAGGGUGCGAAGCUAAUUGGUCUAGAUAACGAGUCACUAUCAGUUAUCUUACUGCCUCUCAAACAUAGAUCGUGCAGGGAUCAGGAUGUUCUCACUUCAAACCAGUCCCUGAGAAUUCUUUCAAACUUAGUUGCUGCUGGUGCUAUUAAUUCUACAGGGGUGCUAGAUGAAAUAUUUUGGGAACUUAUAGGAUUUACUGCUAAUCUUCUUCGCAUAAAAAAAUCAGAUUAUAGUGACCUACUGGCAAAGUGUUUUUCAGUUAUAAAAAAGCUAUUGGAUAACUGUGGCGGUGGAUUUGGAGAUUCAUAUAUCAAGCAGUGGGUUGCCAUAGUGGAGCUGUAUAAAGAGGUUUCUGGUGGUGCAGAAGAUGCAUCUGGAAGAAUUCUAUAUGAAUCCAUUGCCUGCAUUACAGUUCUUCUAUCUCGAGUAACACAAGGUCUCAAAGCAUCUCUGGGCACUAAGCGUGCCGAGAUGGUUGCAACUCCAUUGAUAAAUGAAGCUUUUAAAGAGAUAUUGGAUCAUGCUAAAACAGUGGGCCUAGCAGAUAUUUUGAUUUCACACUUAGUAACUUGUGGCACAAGCCUCAUGUCUGGUUCAUCAAACUUGUUACGUGCUGCUUGUGAAGCAUGUAGGACUAUUUGGUCAUUGAUAGAUGCAUUUGAGAUUCAGUCUACAAAAGAAAAUGCAUGCUUAUUUCCACUGAGCUCAAUGUGUAACUACUCCUUAGAACGGCUUGACUUGAAAGGAGAUGAAUGUGAAUCAUUGAUUGGUACGGAUUCAGCAAAAAUUGUUGAUGCGGUGACAAGAGCAUUCCUUAGAUCCAAAGCCGUACAGGUUGCAUUUUACUACUGUCUUCGCCAGCGCCUAGAGGCUGCAUGGUCUUCUAGCAUUCAGAUCAUCUUAAGGUGCUGCCUGCAUAAUAGCUUGGUUACUGGUGUUUUAUGCGGUCUCCCUAGCUCUUUACCUGUUACCACAGUCGUUAGUGGAGGCGGUGAUAAUACCAUCAUUUCAGAGAUAUUUUCAAUAUUAUCUCUUUGUGCUUCCUUUGACAGGGACGCACAAUCAGGAGACACGAAUAAUCUGAAAAGUAAAUUAGCCAAUCCAUGUGCCCUAGUUUGCCAUUCAUGCCUUCUACUUGCUGCAGUUGCACAAUCCUUAAAGUCUGCUGGAAGGAAUUCUGCACUAUUUAUGCUUACAUCAUCACCAAGAAAGCAGCGGUCUCGCCUUUCUGACCUUGCUCACCAUUAUUCUUUAUGUGAUAGAAUACAGAAUUCCUUCCAACCUCAUUCUAUGUCUGCUAUGCUAGCACUUGCAUCCAUUUUGUUCCUUGAAAGUGGUGCUUCUGUUGAAACGUCAAUUUCCGAAAUAGCCGUGCCUUUAAUUCCACGGAGUGCAACACUUUGUGAUUAUCUCAGGAUUUUAACAGCAGAUGACAACGGAAGGGGAGAUAAAUUUAGUAAAGGCAAGCUCUCAUAUUGGCAUGGGCUUAGGGAUGGCUGUGUCGGUUUGUUAGAGUCCAAACUAAAGUGGGGCGGGCCUUUAGCUAUUCAACAGUUGUGCGCCAGUGGUGUUCCCCAAACUCUUAUUGAUUUAUUAGGAAACAACCAAUCUGAUGCUUCAUCACAAGAUCAUGAUCAAAUUGGACUAUCACCUGUUGGAGUUUUAUGGACAGUUUCGUCGCUAUGCCAGUGCCUUCCUGGUGGCAGUUCAACUUUUCGCCAGGUUUUGCUUAGAAGGGAACACGUCAAACUUGUGUCAGAUUUGAUGUCUGAUGUGCAUCUCAAGCUUAUAAGGUGUUGGGGUGGACCUGGUGGAGGGAAAAAUGGAAUUAGAGACACAGUCAAUGCUGUAAUUAAUCUCUUGGCAUUUCCAUUUGUGGCAGUACAAAAUGUGCCAAGUUUUCCAUCUCCUGCUGCUGCUGCUGCUUCUGUGAAUAACGGUUUUCUUCUAAACAUGGGGUCUCCUGGUGGUAAGGUUUUUGCUGACGACAAGGACAUGGUUAGAGCAAUAGAAGCAAGCAUGGGAAAGUAUAUUCAAAUCCUUCUGGAGGUAGGAAUUCCUGGGCGAAUAAUUCGGUGUUUGGAACAUGUGGAAUUAAAGGAUGCUGCAAGACCUGUUGCCUUUCUAGCGAAAAUGACAGUUCAUCAAUCACUAGUUGUUCAACUUGUGGGCAAAGGUCUGUUAGAUCCAAAUAUGAUGAGACGGUUACUUGAUAGUUCAUCACCAAGAGAAGUCAUACUGGACAUUCUGAUGAUAAUUUCAGAUCUAGCACGGAUGGAUAAGGUUUUCUAUGAGCACAUAAAUGGAGCAAAUAUCUUAGAAUUCUUGAAAGAGUUUCUUACACAUGAAGAUCCGAAUGUGCGAGCCAAGGCUUGCAGUGCUAUAGGCAAUAUGUGUCGGCAUAGCUCCUACUUUUAUGGUUUGCUGGCAAAGCACAAUAUCAUAAGCCUCUUGGUUGAUUGUUGCUCUGAUGCGGACAAACGUGUUCGUAAAUUUGCUUGUUUUGCAAUUGGUAAUGCAGCAUACUACAAUGACUUGUUUUAUGAAGAGCUGAGAAGAUGUAUACCUCAACUUGCAAAAUUGUUGGUUUCGGCAGAGGAAGACAAAACAAAGGCAAAUGCAUCUGGUGCUCUCAGCAAUCUUGUUCGCAAUUCUAAUAAACUUUGUGAGGAUAUUGUGUCUAAAGGAGCCAUGCAGGCUUUGUUGAGGUUGGUUGCAGAUUGUUCAAUUGUUGCGCUGAACCCCGCAAACAAGAGAGAUGGUGGUAUUAAUGAGUCACCUUUAAAGAUAGCACUGUUUUCGUUGGCGAAGAUGUGUGCACAUUCACCUUGUAGGCACUUCCUUCGUUCCUCAGAUCUGUACCCGGUGAUUGCACGACUACGUCAAUCAUCGGAAACAACCAUUGCCAAUUAUGCUUGUGUCAUUUUAGACAAAACCUCCUCUAAAGCUUAAAUAACAUUCAUGAAAACAUAAAUCAUAUCGUAUAUAUAGUUAGUUUUUGAAUUA
Molecule: messenger RNA, 4206 nt
Organism: Cynara cardunculus var. scolymus (artichoke)
Lineage: Eukaryota; Viridiplantae; Streptophyta; Magnoliopsida; Asterales; Asteraceae
Product: serine/threonine-protein kinase TIO
Exons: 23
Coding region: 106-4152 (1348 amino acids)
Biological process (GO): protein phosphorylation
Cellular component (GO): cytoplasm
Molecular function (GO): protein kinase activity; ATP binding; protein binding
Source: RefSeq, a predicted model, not a curated record